AAAUAAAAUAAGCUCGAACACAAAACGUAAUAGGUAACCUUUAAUUUGUUUACAAAUGAGCCGAGGAAGCGAAGAAGACGUUUGAGAAUUAAACGUAGAGGAGAGCAGAGCAAAGCAGAGACCCCGCAGCGCAGUGGAGCGCCGCAGCAACGUGGUUGAUUGGAAAUCCGCGAAGGGCGUACGGGCGCCGCGCCAGGCCAAGACAACGCGCAGGUGCAAGCGAAACACGCGUCCCUCUUUCCCACCCCGCAUCGCUCCUCCUCCCUCUCUUCUUCCCCUCCUCUCCAUAAAGGCCCCUGGCCCGCUAAUGCGCACAGCUGGCGAUAUUAAACCCGCAGUGAACUCCGGCACUAUAAAUACUUCUCGCCCGGCUCAGGCUAGCUCUGCUCAAUCGCCACCGACGCCAUGGGAAGAGCUCCGUGCUGCGUCAAGGUCGGGAUGAAGAAGGGGAGGUGGACAGCCGAGGAGGACGAGAUCCUCAUCAAGUAUAUCGCUUCUAACGGCGAAGGAUCCUGGAGAUCGCUCCCCAAGAAUGCAGGGCUAAUGAGAUGCGGGAAGAGCUGUAGAUUGAGGUGGAUAAACUACCUCAGAUCCGACCUGAAGAGAGGCAACAUUACCAAAGAGGAGGAGGAGAUCAUCCUCAAGCUGCAUGCAACACUUGGCAACAGGUGGUCCACCAUAGCCGGGCACCUCCCGGGGAGGACCGACAACGAGAUCAAAAACUACUGGAAUUCGCACCUGAGUCGGAGAAUUCACAGUCACUGGCGAAUCAGCUGCAGCGUCGCGAUCGACCUCAGCAAGCUCCCAGACGGGGGAAAGCGGCGCGGCGGCCGGACGAACAAGUCGGCCGUGAAGAAGAUCGGCAGUACCACUACCGUUACUCCCACUACAGGGAAUGACGACGCUGACGGUCAGACGGCACCGGUUUCGCAGGGGCAGAGCACCGAGGUCCAAAGCGUGGUAGUGGAUCCAGCUGACCCUAAUCAAGCGAGCAGCGCCUCCGCCGCCGUUGACCUGGACCUUGAACUGGAGAAGAUGAUCGAGGACAUGAGCUGCUCGAUCGAUCUGGAGAGGAAGAACGAGGAAUGGACAUCACUACUGUCGGCGCCUGAUCAGGUGGAGUACUACUGCGGGUCUUCUGAGGUGCUGCAGGACGAGUUGCUAAUGAACUGGGAUUGGGAGAGCAUUGAGACGGGACCAUGGACGAUGCAGUGGGACAGCCAAGAAGCAUGGGAGCACGGCGAGUUAUAAUGAUCGACUUCGUCGUUUAAGUAAUUGUUUUUGUGUACGCUUGCAUGCGCAAAUAUGUAAUUAGGGGUAGACCAGGUUGCCCUCUGUAAAACAGAGAAGUACUAUAAAUAGAUUCUUUGUUGGGUACUAUAUAUAAA
Molecule: messenger RNA, 1388 nt
Organism: Zingiber officinale
Lineage: Eukaryota; Viridiplantae; Streptophyta; Magnoliopsida; Zingiberales; Zingiberaceae
Product: myb-related protein P-like
Exons: 3
Coding region: 406-1251 (281 amino acids)
Source: RefSeq, a predicted model, not a curated record